CAUACCGGGCGGCGCGCGGGGGCAGCGGUAGCAGUUGGCGGCGGCGAUGGCGGCGGCCGCCCCGGGCCCGGCUCCGGCUCUUUGCCGCUCGGUGCAUUGGUUCCGCCGCGGGCUGCGUCUGCACGACAACCCGGCUUUGCAGGAAGCGCUGCGAGACGCCACUUCUCUUCGUUGCAUCUAUAUCCUGGACCCUUGGUUCGCUGCUUCCUCUGCUGUGGGGAUCAACCGCUGGCGAUUUCUGCUCCAGUCCUUGGAAGAUCUGGACAACAGUUUAAGGAAACUCAACUCUCGAUUGUUUGUUGUGCGAGGGCAGCCAACAGAUGUCUUCCCAAGGCUCUUUAAAGAAUGGGGAGUCACUCGUCUCACCUUUGAAUACGACUCAGAGCCAUUUGGUAAGGAGAGAGACGCAGCUAUCAUCAAACUGGCCAAGGAGGCUGGUGUGGAGGUGGUGAUAGAGAACUCCCACACCCUCUAUGACCUGGACAGAAUAAUUGAGCUGAAUGGCCACAAGCCACCCCUCACCUACAAGCGCUUCCAGGCCAUCAUUAGCCGCAUGGAACUCCCAAAGAAGCCGGUGAGCACAGUAAUGAGCCAGCAGAUGGAGACGUGUAAAGUGGACAUCCAGGAGAACCACGACGAUGUGUAUGGGGUCCCAUCCCUGGAAGAGCUGGGCUUUCCUACGGAUGGUCUUGCCCCUGCAGUUUGGCAAGGAGGUGAGACGGAAGCUUUGGCACGGCUGGAUAAACACUUGGAAAGAAAGGCAUGGGUUGCAAAUUACGAAAGACCAAGGAUGAACGCCAAUUCAUUGCUGGCCAGCCCUACAGGACUCAGUCCCUACCUGCGUUUUGGCUGCUUGUCCUGCCGUUUGUUUUACUAUCGUCUCUGGGAGCUGUAUAAGAAGGUGAAGCGGAACAGCACACCCCCCCUCUCUCUGUACGGACAGCUUCUGUGGCGGGAGUUUUUCUACACAGCAGCCACAAACAACCCAAAGUUUGAUCGCAUGGAGGGGAACCCCAUCUGCAUCCAGAUCCCCUGGGACAGGAACCCUGAAGCUUUGGCCAAGUGGGCAGAGGGCAAGACAGGCUUCCCUUGGAUCGAUGCAAUCAUGACCCAGCUGAGGCAGGAAGGUUGGAUCCACCAUCUGGCCAGGCAUGCGGUGGCCUGCUUCCUGACCAGGGGCGACCUCUGGAUCAGCUGGGAGUCAGGAGUCAGGGUAUUUGAUGAACUGUUGCUGGAUGCAGAUUUCAGUGUAAAUGCAGGCAGCUGGAUGUGGCUUUCGUGCAGUGCGUUCUUCCAGCAGUUCUUCCACUGUUACUGCCCCGUGGGCUUUGGACGUCGCACAGACCCCAGUGGUGAUUAUGUUAAGAGAUAUCUGCCUAAACUAAAGGGUUUCCCCUCGCGAUAUAUCUACGAACCAUGGAAUGCCCCAGAGUCUGUACAGAAGGCAGCCAAGUGCAUCAUUGGAGUGGACUACCCCAAACCCAUGGUGAACCAUGCAGAGACCAGCCGACUGAACAUUGAACGCAUGAAGCAGAUCUACCAGCAGCUGUCGCGCUACAGGGGGCUCUGUUUGCUGGCAUCAGUCCCUUCAUGUGUGGAAGAUCUCAGCGGCCCAGUCACAGACUCAGCUUCAGGGCAGGGCUGCAGCACCAGUACAGUGAUGAGGCUGUCGCAAGCAGACCAGGCUUCUCCAAAGCGCAAACACGAGGGAGGAGAAGAGCUGUGCACUGAAGAACUGUACAAACGAGCCAAAGUGACAGGCCUCCCCGCUCCAGAGAUCCCUGGCAAGAGUUUAUGAUUCCAGCCACAGGCACCUUGCAAGUGAAGAGUGAGAGUGCUGAAGAGGUGACCAGAGAAGUAGGGACUGCUGCCACAGAGGGACUGGAACUUGUCAUCUGCGACAGAAAAUCUGGGGUCUCAUAUAAAUGUGUAAUUCCAAUAGCUGCCACAAAAGGGCACUGCAUUGCUUGUGCUUGGGAAUAUUUGGCUUUCUGGUCUCCAAAGAGCCAUAUAUGUCUCUCCUCAGCCAUGCCCAAAAUCUGCCCACAUUUAAGUGGGCAAGAGCCUCCUAUCAACUCUAUCUUGCUCACUCCUAGGUGUAUCUUUCUUUUCUGACAAUGGCUCAGCGUGUGUGACUUGAUGCAUUGAUGUAGGGAGCAGCAUCUGCGCAUCUCAGAAAUAGUGAAUAUCCUUUCUCAUCACUAGUACUAGGCGGUGAGGUGCGGUGAUUAAUCCAAAUUAUAGUAGGAGUUGAGAAGGAAGCUGCUACAAUGUCAAAAAUAGAGUACCCAUCCUGCAAGAGAACAGGAAAAACUCAGCGUUUCUUUCAUUAGGCUAGACUGAUGGGAAUGUAAAUACUUUGAGUAAAUCAGGGUGGUACUCAUGUGGGGUGGAAGCGAAAUGAAGGAGAACUGUAGCACAGGAACAAAGAGAUACAAACUGUACACUUGCAAGGCACUUAAAACUUGCCCUGCAGAAGAAUCUCUCUGCUGCAAGGUGAGCCAUAGUGCUGUUGCCUGGAACAGGCAGCUUCAGAGGGGGUUGGCAUCUGGGCAGGAGGGAAUCAGAGAGGGAGGAAUUCUUCAGAGAAUAAGAUCAUGCCUUGGUAUGAGUAAAGCAGUCUCCCGGAAGCUUGCUGGCCCAAAUAAUAGGGGAGCUACACCUGACAGUAUACUCAUAUACCUGUACCUCACACUCUGUACACUGCUCCUCCUUGCCAUUUGCAUUCACACUGGUGCUUUGUAGUCUAGCAGGACAAUUGUGUAGCUCUCCUUGCUCUUAACCGUACACUCCUUGUCCUGGUCCUGUUAUGUGUCAUUUCAACACUGUGUUGGCAGAGCACCUCUGGUUGUCUUCCCACCUAAGAGGGCAAGGGAGGGUAGUACUGCAGAAGAGCCUCUCUCUGGCCGUUUUCAAGAGGGAUUAGGUCAAGUAGCUAGUCUCAUGCAAUGGGCUGCUCUUGGCAAAGUUCUCAUUUGCUGUCCGAAACCUUUCAUCCCUGCCUGGCACAGAUAGUGUGAGGCUAUUUGUGAGUUUAUGCAACUAACAGGAGUUGUCUCCUACUCUGACUGGGAUAAUCAGAUUCAGUUUUAGAGCCCGUGUUUGAACCCAAAGCAACGGGACUGCGAAUACAAACUGACUCAAAUGUGUCUGGGAUACCUGAAGUGGUUGAAUUAGGUCUGUGAGUUAAUUUAUUGAAUAGAUGAAUAACUUUCCUUCCCGGUCAUCUCCCUGGGGCAUUGGCCCUGGAUUCCUUUUCCCAAGGGGAAUCCAUUGGGCAGACUGACCAACUAAACAAGAAUCACUUUUCCUGCCCUUACUUUCUUAAUGACUAUUCCUAGAGUCUGCCUGGUGGAUAACCCAGUAAUCAGCAGGUUUUGUCUCCUUCAGUCUGCCCAGACCUUACUUCCCACUGUCUUGAGGGUGGAAAGGUAUAAAGAAAAAGAGAUCCUCCCCCCCAUCUUCUGCUACAGAGAGAAGAAAGGGGAAAGACAUGCACUUUGUACACUUAGGUUACAGAAAUUGUGACUUCUGUCAUUUGCAGAGUUUCAUGCUUAGGCAAUGGUCUGUAAAUAUGACUUUUUUAUAUAUAAAUGUCUUUAACCCUC
Grus americana (Whooping crane) is the source of this 3608-nucleotide messenger RNA. It is a transcript of the gene CRY2, whose product is annotated as cryptochrome circadian regulator 2. Gene Ontology annotation, biological process: negative regulation of DNA-templated transcription; circadian regulation of gene expression; entrainment of circadian clock by photoperiod. Gene Ontology annotation, cellular component: nucleus; cytoplasm. Gene Ontology annotation, molecular function: DNA binding; FAD binding. NCBI's taxonomy places the organism in Eukaryota, Metazoa, Chordata, Aves, Gruiformes, Gruidae. The transcript is spliced from 12 exons. The record is from RefSeq and is a predicted model, not a curated record. Bases 47 to 1798 code for a protein of 583 amino acids.